Messenger RNA from Oncorhynchus nerka (sockeye salmon), 351 nucleotides. Its product is annotated as PDZ domain-containing protein 11-like. Gene Ontology annotation, biological process: maintenance of epithelial cell apical/basal polarity; neurotransmitter secretion; protein localization to basolateral plasma membrane. The transcript has 3 exons. Bases 1 to 351 code for a protein of 116 amino acids. Gene Ontology annotation, molecular function: protein binding. Gene Ontology annotation, cellular component: synapse; basolateral plasma membrane; cell-cell junction. The record is from RefSeq and is a predicted model, not a curated record. NCBI's taxonomy places the organism in Eukaryota, Metazoa, Chordata, Actinopteri, Salmoniformes, Salmonidae.
AUGGACCAAAAGAUCCCAUAUGAUGACUACCAACUACAUGUGGUCUUUUUACCUUCUUAUGAGAGUCCCCCAGCAUGGAUGGCCCCUCAGGAGCGGAUCCACCAUCCUGACUACAACAAUGAGCUGACCCAGUUCCUGCCACGCACCAUUGUGUUGAAGAAACCUCCAGGGGCACAGCUAGGCUUCAACAUACGUGGGGGAAAGGCCUCCCAGCUGGGCAUCUUCAUCUCCAAGGUGGUCCCAGAUUCGGACGCCCACAGGGCAGGGCUCCAGGAGGGAGAUCAGGUGCUGUCUGUCAAUGAGGCGGACUUCCAGGACAUAGAGCACUCGAGGGUCAGUGAUGUACUGUAG